This is a messenger RNA of Limanda limanda (common dab), 6492 nucleotides long. RefSeq names its product TBC1 domain family member 4-like. NCBI's taxonomy places the organism in Eukaryota, Metazoa, Chordata, Actinopteri, Pleuronectiformes, Pleuronectidae. The transcript is spliced from 23 exons. Bases 530 to 4309 code for a protein of 1259 amino acids. The record is from RefSeq and is a predicted model, not a curated record.
AAAAGAACUCCCAGAGGAAAGGAAAAGCGUGUUGGUGCCAGCCGAGCUCUGCGCGCAACUGGGUUUGGAGGCGCUGCGUAAAAAUUGCGUCGCUGUGCGUAAAGAAAUCAGAUUUCCUCCGGGCUGCUUGUGUUGACACAGGAGCCACAUCCACAGCCACGUUUUAGCAAAGCGAGCCUGGGAAGGUACAGUACAGGGUUGUCCAGGGUUUGACUCCCUGCCCAUGCAAAUAGUGGAGGAGCGGAGCCGGGGCGCAGACUGCAAACCUCGCCAGGGAAAGUGCCCAUCGCAUAGGGUUCGGCUGGAUCUGGAUUUGGAGAACAUGGAGAUCUGCAGCUGAUCGGGACGAGCACAUGUUGUGCUUCGUGUUGUGUGAACUUUCCCUGUGGACACGGACAUGGAAACUGUUGCAAACUAAAAACCCAACUGCGCCUGGCUGUGAUCUCUCAGGGAAUGGUCCAUCCGUGUCCUCUUUUUCAAACCCUAGUGUUUUUUAGUAUCACGAAGCCCGUCCACGACCACCAGCAGCAUGCAGGGUCCGGAUGAGAAGGAGAGCAGUCCUCCCAAGGCGGACGGGAGGUUCACGCUGACUUACGUCGGCUGGUCCUCGCUGGACCGGCGCACCACCCUGCCCAUGCUGCCGUGGCUGGUGGCCGAGAUCCGGCGGAGGGGCGAGCGGGGGGACUGCGGCCCGGUGGUGCAGCCCCGGGAGGUCCAGCUGGUCCUGCACCCGCCCCUGGUGCGCUGCGUCCCCUGCAGCAGCAACAACUCGUCGGUGUUCAUCUUCGAGCACAAGGCGCAGCUCAUUUCUCGAUUCAUCCACAACAGCAACGACCUCACCUACUUCGCCUACCUGCUGCGGGGCCAGCCGGACAACCCGGAGGCCGACAUGUCCUGUCACGUCUUCAAGGCCGGCGACCCCAACCAGGUCCCUGAGGUGAUCAGCAGCAUUCGCCAGGUGUCCAAAUCUGCCCUGAAGGACGGUGCCAAGCCCAAACAGGAAGCAGAGGAGGCUUUUUACAACUCCCAGAAGUUUGAAGUGCUUUAUUGUGGCAAGGUGACAAUUGGGCACAAAAAGCCUCCGUCCACCCUCAUUGACGACUGCAUCGAUAAGUUUCGUCAGCACGAGGUCGAGCGCAAGCGCCUGCGGCUGCUCAACGGCCAGCGGGGGUCCACGGAGAGCGCCCCCGUGGAGUUCCUCAUUGGGGGCGAUGUAGACCCGCUCUCCUCUGCUCUGAACGAGAAUACGGACGACCCCGAAGUUCCUGGAGAGGAGGAUGUGACCGGAGGUAAAGGCCUCUCGGGCAGCGCCAGUCAGAGCAGCCUGCGAGGAGCGUUCCCCGAGUGCAUCCUGGAGGACUCCGGGUUCGAGGAGCCUCAGGAGUUCCGAACGCGCUGCAGCAGCUUGGCCGGGGGUCUGCAGCGGAAGCCAGGGGAAGGCGUCAUCCUGGGCCCCACCCGCCGCCGACACGCCAGCGAACCAAACCACGUUCAGCCGUCUGACGCGGACAAGAACCGCACCAUGCUCUUCCAGGUGGGGCGUUUUGAAGUAAACCUCAUAAGUCCAGACAGCAAGACAGUGGUGCUGGAGAAGAACUUCAAAGAUAUCUCAUCCUGCUGUCAGGGUAUCAAACAGACAGACCAUUUUGGAUUGGUUGGCAGGGACCAGUCGGAGUCUGGGUCCCGUCAGUAUGUGUGCUACGUUUUCCAGUGUGCCAGUGAGUCCCUGGUGGACGAGGUGAUGCUGACCCUGAAGCAGGCCUUCACUACUGCAGCGGCCCUGCAGAGCGACAAAACCCCGAUCAAGCUCUGUGAAGCCUGCCCCAUGCACGACUUGCACAAGCUCUGCGAGCGGAUUGAAGGUCUCUACCCACCCAGAGCAAAGCUAGCCAUCCAAAAAUUUAUGUCCGAGCUGACAGACAAAGAGCAGGUUGAGGUCUUUGAGCGAGUUCAGAAACUGAAGCCCGUGUCAGACCAAGAGGAGAAUGAGCUGGUGAUUCUCCACCUGAGACAGAUCUGUGGAACCAAACAAAAGACCCACCUCCACAUCGGAGAAGCUGCUCAGAAUGCAGCGAACAGCGCAGCGGCAGGCGACGGUGCAGCCUCAGGCAGUCGCUUCAAACUCGACAUUCUUAAGAACAAAGCACGCACCUCCCUCACCAGCUCCCUAGAGAAUAUCUUUGCCCGGGGUGCCAGCCGAAUGCGAGGCCGCUUGGGGAGCAUGGGAAGCAUCGGCAGCUUCGACAGACAGGAUGAGGAGUCUCCUGGUCACUCCCCUCCAGGUUCCCCCCCCGCCUUCCCCGAUGAGGACCCGGAAGGCGGCCUGCAGUUCCGCCGGCGCGCCCACACCUUCAGCCAUCCACCUGUGAAGAAGCGCAUCUCCUUCGAGGGGCCGCCGGCCUGUCAGAGCAGACAGUCGUCGCUCCGCAGGCAGAACUCUGUCGCCCCGGAGCUGCUGCAGAGCAGUCCCCCGGCCGUCUCGAGAACUCGCAGCGUUUCGGAGAGCGAGUCCUUCGGCCUCCCCUCCUCCUUCUCCGCUCCCACUUUCCUGAAAAGCUUUUACCAGGGCUCGCUGGGCUCCCUGAGCUCGCUGGGCUCCCUAAGCUCCCUGGCAGACAGUGGGAGCCUUAAGAGCAAUGGGGAGGGCAGGAAGAGGACCUUGUCCGGGUGCAGCAGCGACUCGGUGAGCGCAGGUCUCCCCCCGACCCCACGCAGGGUCUCCUGGAGGCAGAAGAUCUUCCUGAGGGUCGCGUCGCCUAUGAACAAGCCAUCUGCAUCCAUGCAACACUCAGAUCACUGUGAUGCCAGAGAGCUGCUGCCUCUCUCUCCCCGCAGCUCGGUCUCCGGACUGGACGCCUUCGGGCGCCCGCUCUUGUUUCCGGGCGACCCGCUGUCCGGGGAGCGGCCUAAGAAGACGGCCGCCGACUACCAGGGGCUGUGGAAGACCGCCAUCCACCAGCAGAUCCUUCUGCUGCGCAUGGAGAAAGAGAACCAGAGACUGGAGGCGAGCAGAGAUGAGCUGCACAUCCGCAAGAUGAAGCUGGACUACCAGGAAGUGGGCCAGUGCUCCAAAGAUGCACAGGCAUAUUGGGAGAGAAAACUGACAGCCCCCGGCCGAACGACGGUCCUGCAAGACCAAGAGGAGGUUUACCGUGCCGUCUGCCAAGGUAUUCCAAAGAGCAGGCAUGGGGAGGUCUGGCUGCUCCUGUCCCACCAGCACCGGCUCCGUCACAGACUCCCCCAGCGUCACCACGCCCCGGACACACCUUACCAGGAUCUCCUGAAGCAGCUCACCGCACAGCAGCACGCCAUUCUGGUGGAUCUAGGCAGGACCUUCCCCACCCACCAGUACUUCUCCGCCCAGCUGGGUGCAGGGCAGCUCUCCCUCUACAACCUCCUGAAAGCCUACUCUCUGCUGGACACAGAGGUUGGCUACUGCCAGGGAAUCAGCUUUGUGGCUGGAGUCCUGCUGCUGCACAUGAGUGAAGAGCAGGCCUUCGACAUGUUGAAGUUCCUGAUGUACGACCUCAGCAUCCGGCGACAGUACAGACCCGACAUGGUCUCUUUGCAGGUUCAGAUGUACCAGCUCUCCAGACUGCUGCAUGACUACCACCGCGAGCUGUACAAUCACUUCGAGGAGCACGAGAUCUGCCCGAGUCUCUACGCCGCGCCGUGGUUCCUCACCCUCUUCGCCUCACAGUUCCCCCUUGGCUUUGUGUCCCGCAUCUUUGAUUUUGUGUUUGCCCAGGGGACUGAGGCGAUCUUUAAAGUGGCCCUCUGUCUGCUGAGCAGCCAUGAGGGGGAGAUAGUGGAGUGCGACGGCUUCGAGAGCAUCGUGGACUAUCUGAAAACGACACUUCCCAACCUCACUCCGACGCAGAUGGAGCAGACCAUUGCAAAGGUAAUGGAGAUGGACAUCUCCAAGCAGCUUCAUACGUACGAGGUGGAGUACCACGUCCUUCAGGAUGAGAUGAGCGAGGCCGGGCCGCUGCCCGAUGACUCUGACCGGCUCGAGAAACUUGAAAAGACAAACACUCAGCUGAAGAAACAGAACAUGGACCUUUUAGAAAAACUUCAGGCUGCACGGCAGAAGAUCCAGACCCUUGAGACCAGCAUGGAGACCUUCCUUUCUCGGGAGAGCAAAAUGAAGCACAUGAUUCGCUCUCUGGAGCAGGAGAAGGCAGCCCACCAGAAGACCAUAGAACGCAUGCGCUCGUGCGUUCCCCCCGACACCCUGACAGAUGUGGAGAUGACCCAGAUCAAAACAGGACCCAACGGGAAAGCCAAAACUGCAGCCAAGAAGCCCUGAUGGCAACCAGGGGGCUGGCUGGCUGCUCUGGGCAGACGCUCAGAAAAGAAAGACUGAAGUGAACAAAUGGAGACUGCUUUAAGUGGAGGGCUGCUGGGCUCCACAGCUCUUGUAGUGCUGCUGCUGCUGAACAACAGCGGCGGUGGCGUUUUGUAAAUGUGCGACGGCUUGACUUGAGACGUGCAGCCUGUAUGGGAAAAUGUAUAGGUGAUGUUUGUCAGCAGAUAAUAAGAGUGGUGGGAGGAUGGCUUCAGUCACAUUAGCGAACAGAUUGUUCCAUCAGGGCUGCUGCUCUCUCUCAUAUUUUUCACUGCCAGUUUGGAGGUGAGAUGCACAACAUCCCUCCCUGCCCACAUCUCUUGGUAAUCACAGGGACAUUUUCUAAGUGAUUGACAUAAGUGAGCAGUGUGUCUGCCUCUGCAAAUCCCUUUUCACUACUGCCUUCAUGUAUUUACUACCAGUAGCAACACAGAGCAGGGAACAGAAGGUGCCUGCUGUCAACAAUUUGGACCUCAGGUUCAACGUAUAGCCAUUACCAGUGUGUGAGAUGGAAACUCUGCCUCAGGCUAAUCACAUGGCUGUGUUAUAACCUUUGUAUUCACUUGAAAUGUUUGUGAAUGUAAUUUUCUCUCCAAAGACCAUUGUAAAAUCAAUUCUAUUCUGCGUUUCUCCACAGAAGCACCUGGGCACACAUCUUCCAUAUUUUUCUCUUUUUUUUUAAAAACUUCGGCCGCAGUAUCUCUCUGCUCAUCUCUCAGGUCUCCUACAGAAUGUGAGACGACGAGCAGCUGCAGUUGCCUGACUCGAGAUUUGAACACACCACAUAUCAGCAGUUGCAUUGAUUUCUGUCACAUGUACAAAACUUGCAGUAAAACUCAAGGGUUUUAGUUGAGAAACAAAACUGCAAACCAAAUAAGAACAUAGAAGCAAUUACAGUUUGCUCUGAUACAUUUCAGAUACUCUGCGCGCACACACACAUAUACACACAACACGAGCAGUGAACUGGCUGAGUGUCGGAGCAGACAGUUUAUAUUAAUUCAAAGAGUGUCCCUGGCUCUCGUCUCACUUUUGUUUUAUCCCACCUCUGUGUCUGAUUCACCAUUGCCAGGUCUUGAUUGAAAGCAAUACAGGCCCAUGCUUUCAUAAAACCCCCGAACAUUAAAUCCAAGGUGAUGUCUGUCAAGAUUUUUUUUUUUUUACUUUUUUAAAAUGUCUGUCAGACGUCCUGUCCUUGGUGACAAGUUGUGGUGACACAUUCAUGUCUAAAACUUUUAUCCUGCAACUCCUUCUGCCGUGCAAUGCAACAUGUUUGUGUUCAGCAGUUCUCGCAUGUUUUUUUUGCAUAUAUACCCACAGCACUUGCCGACUCUCUGCUAAGAUGGGCGAGCUAAUUGACUCAAAAGUUUGAUGGGCUGAUAAAUGCGGCCUGACGUUCCCCCGUCAGCGGGAAAUGCUCAUGUUGUUAUUGAGGUGAUGAUAUAAAAAGUUGGCUCCAAACUUCUCAUAAAUAAUGGAGAAACGGUGGCCUCCGAACAGCAGGGAUCCUCUCAACGCUACAGGGAGCGAAACAUAUCAAACGACUCGUCUUGAAAUCAGUUGAAGAUUACGUGGGACCCACGCCUGCUGACAGCUUUCCGACCUUCCUUCUGCUUACUACGAGUAUUUGUUCCUAACAGAAAUUAACCAUUGAACCAAAGAUGUGGUUGUUCUUUUGCGAAAAUGAAAGGAUUACUGAGAAAUUGAUGAUUUCACCCAAAAAUGCCGUGAUGUGUUGUACGUUAAAUGCGAAAACCUUUUUUGUCACUACACCUGUUCAGCCUUCUUUAGGUUUAAGACAAAAGCUUGAAAGAAAAUACCAAAUAUUGGUAGUAAAAACUUGACACUAAAAAAAUGAUUGUAAUUCUAUACUCAUUAUUACAUGGAUUUUAUUUGUUCUUCAGCUUAUUCUGUAGUGCCAUAACUGAAUGUUGGCCUUUAUUCUCCAUCAUCAGAGAUUGGAGGCCGUUUUGUCGAUAUCUAAUGUAAUGCACUUGGCUGUGGUCAGUGAAGGGUCUUUAUUUUUGAACAGGUGCUCUGAGUCCUGACUACUAAAUAGUGCUUAAAUCACUGUUUUCAGACUAUCAACAUGAGGGCUUCACACAGGAACUGUCAUGAAUACUUCAAUAAACCUCACCUUGCCUUGU